UCACAUUUCUAAAAGAGCUGAACUGAAAGCGAAUAAGUUUUUAUGACAUAGCUAAUGCUGUCAAAAUGUCGUAUAGUCGCACAGAUAGAAGUCUAUCCGCAAACACGAAGGCAGGCUCUCGAAAAUUCUCAUUGUUCUUACCUCUUUUUAACACCAUCUCUUGAAGUCAGAGGCGGAAAGAUCGAAUGAUCCCUUGAAGGCCCCCUGUCAUUGGCGCUUUUGGAGUAAUACGCGGGGGCAUUCCUCGUAUUACAGCACUAUUACAACCACUAGGAAUGCAAUUUCCUCAACAGGUAACAUUACACUAUGCCUUUACACUUUAUAUCAUUUGUGUUAAUUCAAUAAUUUCUUUUUAUGAUGCUUGUGUCUCUUCCACCAUCUCUCUCUAUCGACAUCAUUCUUUGUCAUCUUCAUUCCCCUCUCGUUGUAUACUGCUGAUGUUGGAUUUUGGCGCACACAGCUCACAAAAAAAACACAUACCACACCACAUCACAUCUGCUCACUCAAACACAUCACACCCUGUGUUGCCGUACCACACCGCUCCUGUCCCUUGGGAAUUGCAUCUGAAAUCUGAAAUGCCAUACCUCCAGUAAAAUCUGUCUGCUGUGUGCUGUCUGCGGUCUGCUAUCUACUGUCUAAUUCCAUGUUUGUGCUUUUGUUCAACUAGCCUUCCCUCGUGUACUUCGUCUUAGUUGGGCUUUAACUCGUUAUGUGGUUGUGGUAUUUGCGGCGGAAUGCCGUAUUAUCGGUAGCCUCGGUCUUAAUGGCCACCAACCUUGUCGCUACGUAUGAGCUAGACGUUCAAUCAACAGAUUCCAUCAAGGAUACAGCGAAGAAGAUGGCAGAGGAUUUAGUGUCGUUCUAUCACGGCAACGAACCCGGACAAACCCCUGGUCUUUUGCCACAACCGUAUUACUGGUGGGAAGGGGGCGCUUUUAUGGGCGCAUUAAUUGAUUAUUGGUAUUAUACUGGAGAUACCACUUACAACGACAUCGCUCAGCAGGGUCUUCUUCAUCAGGUUGGCCCAUAUAAUGAUUACAUGCCUCCUAACCAGACACUAACCGAGGGUAAUGAUGACCAAGGAUUUUGGGGGAUGGCUGUCAUGACCGCAGCUGAGUACAAAUUUCCGGACCCGCCGCCGGACAAGCCUCAGUGGUUGGCACUUGCUCAGGCUGUCUUUAACACACAAGCCGCCCGAUGGGAUGAGGGACAUUGUAAUGGUGGUCUGCGAUGGCAGAUAUUUACCUGGAACAACGGCUAUGACUACAAAAACUCCAUCUCUCAGGCGUGUUUCUUCAACAUCGCCGCACGGCUGGCACUCUAUACUGGGAACAGUACCUAUGCCGACUGGGCCGUUAGGACGUGGGACUGGAUGGUCAACGUUAAAUUUAUUGACGAGGAUUAUAGAGUAUACGACGGGGCGCAUAUAGGUGACAACUGUACCACUAUUACGCCGUAUCAAUUUUCGUAUAACGUCGGUGCAUUCCUUUUGGGAUCGGCCGCCAUGGUCGCAUACGCAAACAGCACGAAACAACAGGGCGACGUCGAGAUGUGGAGCGAACGAGUUAACGGAUUAUUGAACGACACCGAGCAGAUAUUCUUUUUUGGAAACGACACUUCGAAUCGAAUUAUGAUCGAGAUCGCUUGUGAGCCAGUCAAUUUGUGUGACACGGAUCAGCUAUCAUUUAAAGCCUAUUUAAGCAGAUGGAUGGCCGCCACUACAAAGUGGGCGCCGUUUACUUUCGAUCGGAUCAAGACCUUGCUGCAAAACUCUGCUGUAGCUGCAGCAAAGCAAUGUACGGGCGGCGAUAACCACCGCAUGUGCGGGUUGAAGUGGGCAAAUAACAGCGGGGUAUGGGAUGGCUCGACUGGUGUUGGACAACAAAUGGCGGCUAUGGAAGUGGUAUUAGCUAACAUGAUACGCGAAGCGGAGGUGCCGGUUACCAAUAGCACUGGUGGAACUAGCAUUGGAAAUCCUUCGGCGGGUGGAUCAGACAACGGACGAGUUGACCUCGACGCGCGAUAUUUUGGGCCGAUUACUGGGGGCGAUCGAGCUGGUGCGGCCAUCUGCACUAUAGUCGUCCUCGGAACUCUCUUAGCUGGUGCUGUUUUCAUGGUGGCAGAUGAGACAAAAUCGACAAAAGAAAACUGGUCCAAUCUACGCUCGGGUGUCGCCGCUGCUUCUGGACCGGGUAUGUUAGCAGCUCUGGUGCCUGGUAAAAAGAAGUCAGUGCUAGACGAGAAGGGAAAGGGACUUGCGAUGGAAAGAAGUUCGAGUACCGAGACGGGAGAGAAAAUCCCGACGGUCUAUGCGAACGGCAGGUUACAAAGACACCCCGAGAAUUCACAGCAAGCACAGCCUAUAAGACCGUUGUCAACUUCGGGCGUAGUAUCUCCAACGGCAACCCCGGUUGGGGAGAACCGUAUGUCGACAGCUAGCUUCGGCCAGAGAGGGUCUGUGCUUAGGAAACAAAGACCAUAAAAGAGUGGAUGGUUGAAUUACCUACCUCACAUAAGGAUACAAAAGGGAUUUGCAUUAGGAGAGGCGUUUGAGUAUUUGAGCAUCAGUUUACGAGGCUUCAUGAACAUUUCCAUCGGGGUUUUUCUUUUUUUACAGGUCACCACCAUUCGGGUCUAGGGAUAGGCAAGCAUUGGUCUGGAUGUGCAAGGUAGAGAGAGGGAAAGAGUGAGAGAGAUAUGAGAUACCACAAACGUCUUACAUAUUGUUGCUUUCACGUACCUUAGGUACCAUUAUAUAUUGGCUGUCGCUCCUUGCUAAUCAAGACGGGCGUGGGUAAUGUUUAAAUGCUAUUAUGGCUUGACCUGGUACAUUGGAUCUCUCAUAUAUUUGAAUGAGAAGUAUGUAGAUGUAGCCCCUCCUAUCUACCGGAAUUAAUCUCAUAAUAACUACCUGGUACCUAACCUACAAUAAAGGGUACCUAGAAUUUAAUAAA
Molecule: messenger RNA, 2954 nt
Organism: Daldinia caldariorum
Lineage: Eukaryota; Fungi; Ascomycota; Sordariomycetes; Xylariales; Hypoxylaceae
Product: glycoside hydrolase family 76 protein
Exons: 3
Coding region: 710-2482 (590 amino acids)
Biological process (GO): carbohydrate catabolic process; fungal-type cell wall biogenesis
Molecular function (GO): mannan endo-1,6-alpha-mannosidase activity
Source: RefSeq, a predicted model, not a curated record